ACAAGAGAUACCCUUCUUAACUGAAGAGUUGGUACACCUCCCUUUUACACCAUGAUAUAACUCCUAUACCAUGCUCUUAGUCUGAUUUUACCAAUCUAACAGGCCUUAACCUGUGAACCGGCUUCGAUAAUCUUUCUGUUUGUUGUAUUACUAUCAGACGCAUGCGUAAGUAUAUUAAAAAAGAAAAAAUGUCAUCAGCCCAAUAUGAAUAUUGUCCAGAUCCAGAGGAUAGUGAUCUUGUUUUCAACAUUCCCUCAGGAAAUUAUGUUAAAGAAUCUGUUGUGGAAACCAACGAACCUGCAUCUGAUUCUGAUGAAGCUCCAGAUGAAAUUUCUUUUAGCAAAGCAAAAAAUGCUGCACUAUCUAUCCUUAAUGCAGAAGAACAAAUGAAGAAAAGUACUAAGGCAGAAAAGAAAAAGCAGGGUCAGAAUAAUGAAGCACGAAUGAAGGAACAGAAGCAGAAACAUUUACAGUCAUUGGCCUCGAAAAGGUUACCUAACAAUCUGGUGGAUAUAAUUUCUGCUCAGCCUGUGCAAUUCCAAGAUGGGGAAAAAAAACGAAUAAAGGAAUCCAAAUCAAAAGAUGCAACAAGCAAACACAUAAGAUUUGAACAUUACAUUCCACUAGGGAAAGAUGAUGUAAUAUCCCCUGAUUUUAGUGUAGCAAUCCUUGAAUCAAAAAAAUGGAAGAACAAGUUUUCAAAACCUGGCUGUAGUAUUCCAUCAAAUUUUCGCCAGAAAAUGUUGUAUGGUCGGAAUAAUCAGCGAGAAUCAACCAAGAAACUUGACCAAACCAGAAUGAAGCAGACUUUAUCAGGUAAAAGUCAAUUAGUAGGUUGCUGAUGCUUGUAUGUUUCUUUCGAUAAAACUGUCUGCAGUGUGAGAAUAAAUGACUUGAACACA
This is a messenger RNA of Daphnia magna, 902 nucleotides long. RefSeq lists its product as uncharacterized. Bases 162 to 842 code for a protein of 226 amino acids. The record is from RefSeq and is a predicted model, not a curated record. The transcript has 4 exons. Lineage: Eukaryota; Metazoa; Arthropoda; Branchiopoda; Diplostraca; Daphniidae.